AACAUUUAGAUCGAAACAGUUUAACACUGGCAAGCAAGCAGUAAACAACGGAGUGUGUUCUCAAAAACCGAAGUGCUUUUUUAAAAUUCAGUCACGACGAGUACGCUUAGCGACUUGAAAUCUCUUUAGAGCUCUAAACUCCACAACUCAACAAACAAAAACAAAUUUACACAAUGUCUGAUCGCAAAGCUGUCAUUAAGAAUGCCGACAUGAGCGAGGAGAUGCAGCAGGAUGCGGUUGAUUGUGCGACACAAGCCCUGGAGAAGUACAAUAUUGAAAAGGAUAUUGCCGCAUAUAUCAAGAAGGAGUUCGACAAGAAAUACAAUCCCACAUGGCAUUGCAUUGUGGGCCGCAACUUUGGCUCCUAUGUGACACACGAGACUCGCCAUUUCAUCUACUUUUAUCUGGGCCAGGUGGCGAUCUUAUUGUUUAAGAGCGGUUAAAGUCUUGUCGAGUCGGAUGAAGUGGUGGUCAGGAGGCUGGAGGAG
Messenger RNA from Drosophila busckii, 488 nucleotides. RefSeq names its product dynein light chain 1, cytoplasmic. The transcript has 3 exons. Gene Ontology annotation, molecular function: dynein light intermediate chain binding; dynein intermediate chain binding. Gene Ontology annotation, biological process: cilium assembly; microtubule-based process. The record is from RefSeq and is a predicted model, not a curated record. Bases 174 to 443 code for a protein of 89 amino acids. NCBI's taxonomy places the organism in Eukaryota, Metazoa, Arthropoda, Insecta, Diptera, Drosophilidae. Gene Ontology annotation, cellular component: cytoplasmic dynein complex.